Molecule: messenger RNA, 6325 nt
Organism: Megalobrama amblycephala (Wuchang bream)
Lineage: Eukaryota; Metazoa; Chordata; Actinopteri; Cypriniformes; Xenocyprididae
Gene: arhgap29b
Product: Rho GTPase activating protein 29b
Exons: 22
Coding region: 1909-5400 (1163 amino acids)
Biological process (GO): signal transduction; activation of GTPase activity
Cellular component (GO): cytoplasm
Molecular function (GO): GTPase activator activity
Source: RefSeq, a predicted model, not a curated record
AUGUGAAGCAGUUGUUUUUGUACUAAUGGCAGACAUAUAAUUCAUUUUUUAUGAAUAAUCUUAUCUUUUGUUUUGCAUCCAUCAAGUUCCAAAAAAUACAAAAACAAAUGACAGUUUCAUGUAAAAAAAAAAAAAAAAAGUCACUAGAUUAUCAACAGACAUUACUGCAUGGUUAUGUAAUAUUAAUACAUUAAACAUUUCAAAAAUAACUACAUUGUAAUAGAGACUCAUAUCAUGAUAUUGAUUUUGGUCAUACCACCCACUCCUAAUCAGGAUAAUUCUUCUUCUGACUAGUGCACAGGAACGUUCAUGUGUACAUCAGUGCAGUUUGCAUUCCAGAUUCAGGUUGCAGAAGAGGGAACAGAUGAUUUCUGUGCUAUAUUGACAUACUGAAUGUGUUUCUUAUUCGUUAUCCACAUAAUUCCUAGCUGUUUCCAACGGUGUUUUUUCACUUUUGUCAGCAUUGAUUCAAAUGGCCUCUAGGGUAUCAUCCUUUGCCACUAGAGGGCCAGUGACACCUCUGAGCUCCCAUGUGUCCUAUACAAGGACAGGCUCUUGUUAAAAGGAAGUCUGAAGAGUUUAACAGCGGAAGAUAAUCUGUGGAUUGUUGACAUGCUUAAGGCCUGCACUUUUUUUUUUUCUUUUUGAAUGGGGAAGUUGAGAAGAAAGGCUGAUCACCUCAGAUACCCGCUUCAUGUUACAUGUUAGAGCAACAUUCCAGUGCGUGCGUCCAACUCACACUUCAGCUUGCUUGCAUUUUAACGCCCCACAUCCAUGUCAGCCGUUUUCUUUCUCUCGAUGGAACGCUAUGAACUUCAGGAAAUCAGAUGCACAUUUUUUUCCCCUCAAUCACGCUCUGUCCAUGCGGUCCUCUCUCUUUUUUAAAAAACGCUGCAUAGUUUUGCUGAAGAAUCUCUCAGGGGCGCAGCAAUAAAAGUGUCAAGUGUCUCAAGUUAUUGAAAUUCUUUCUUCCCCCACCCAUGUCUAGAGCGAGUCAGUGGCAUCUGACUCGCUGUAUUUUUAUCUUUGCUUCUGAUCUGAAGAAGACACUGUUAUCUCAGGUAUUUUAUCCCAUCUUCUGACGCACUGCACCUGAUGAAGUGAUACUUGCAUGUGUUCGAACACCACAAGUGUAUGGCAAUAAUCAUUCUUAGUUCUUUUUUUAAGAAAAAUGAUUCUUUAAAUCUGUUUUUUUGACAGAAUUUUAAAUAAGUCAGUCCAAUGAUGCAAAAAAUGCUUUCAAGGUUUUUUUCUUUGAGAGAGCUACUUUCUGAAUGUAACCAUUCCCGAAACGUAUUUGAGCUGUGAAGGGGGCAGAAGUGGAAGCAUUGUUGUGGAACUGCAGGAUGUCCUGAGGAAGAAGUCAGCGUUCCAUUGCAGGGGCCACUGAGCCGCCCGCCUGCAUUCAGAAGCAGAGAGGCAUGCACCAGGAGACACACACCUCUCACGCUCUCUUCUCCAGCGCCGUCUCCUCUCCUCACAUUGUGGCAGUUGAGUUUGGGGAUUCCCAUCUCUGUUGACAGUCGCUGUGUUUUGUGUGGCAUUCAACUAAAAACUGCGCCCAUGCGGAACUGGAAACUACAGCUGAAUAUGUUGCUUUUUUUAAUGGCCUCGUCACUUUUUCUUGUAUGUCAGGAAAAAGUGGAAGUUGAGCUGUAUUGUGAACUAGGCUGUGGUGUUAGUUCCUGAAGUGCUAGGGGAGUUUUGCCUUCGGUUAAUCUGUGCUUUACAAUAUCGAACUUGGAUAUGACUGCAAGUGCAAGUUAAAGGAGUUGCUGCUCAAAACAUGGACGUGGCGUGAAUGUCAAGGAAGUCAAUAAAGAAAACAAAGGCACAAUAUUUGGUGAGAUAUUCACAUCGAUCGACACUUUGGCAUUCACCUUUGGCAAUGUAGUGUCUGACUUCCUUAUGGGAGAUGUGGACAGUGGCUCCAGGUUGGGGUACUCCCAAGCCAGAAGAAGUUGUUCUUUUGAAAACCUCUCUGAAGAUUCACGGGGCUGCAGUCAAAAUGAUCUGGCAGAUCAUGCUCUGUCUCCAGAGCUGUCCACUGUGGAGCAGGUGGACCUCCUUCUGCUGAAGAAUGACAGUGGAGUUGAGUCGGCCUUGCUCUAUGCCAAGGCCUGGUCCAAAUACACCAAAGACGUGUUGGCCUGGGUGGAGAAACGCCUCAGCCUGGACAUGGAAUGUGCCAAAAGUUUUGCCAAGAUGGCAGAAUCUGCAAAGGCAGUAGCAAGUCAGCAGGACUACAUGCCGUUCCGGGAUAUUUAUGUCUCUGCGUUUAAAAAUGAGAUAGAGUACAAUCAUGUUCUGCUCCAAACGGCUGCAGCUCUUCAAACAAACAAAUUCAUACAGCCACUGCUGGCCCGCAAGAAUGACCUGGACAAGCAGAGGAAAGAGAUAAAGGAACAAUGGCAAAGAGAGCUGAAGAAAAUGAGCGAGGCCGAGAGCGCUUUGAAGAAGGCUAGGUUGCUGAAGGGGCAGAAGAAAGAGGAGUACGAGAAGGCACGCAGCUCCACCAGCCGCACCGAGGAGGAGCAGCCGACAGCAGGAGGCAGGACUCUGGAGAAGAAACGGAGGGUGGAGGAAGAGGCCCUACAGAAGGCAGAGGAAGCGCAGGAGCAGUAUAAAGCCUGUGUGGCCGAUCUAGAGGCAAAGAAGGUCGGCUUGUCAAACGCUAAGAGUGAGAUCCUCGCUCAGAUUCGGAAGCUGGUCUUCCAAUGCGACCUGACUCUCAAAGCGGUGACAGUGAACUGGUUCCAGAUGCAACAGGCUCAGACUGUGCCUCUGUCUGUCAACUACCAAGCUCUAAGUGAACAGGCCAAAAAGUAUGAGCCUGGCCAGCGCUACUCUGAGUUUGUUUGCAGCUUGCCUAAAGAGCGAGUGUGGCUGGAGUCUCUGUCUCAGGACAUCACUACUUCCUCAAAAACGGGAAUGUCUCUUCAUAAGAGGUCUCAAAGUAGCACCCGCUCGUCCCAUGGGAACCUGUCGCAGGGUUCUGUUACCUCUGCGGAUAACCACAGCGCAGAUGAGGUUGAGGGUACCGUACAACCCUGCAAGGCCAAGAUCGCAGAGAGACGGUCCAAUAGCAGUAUAGACAUGCAAGCGUCAAGGACGCAGGGCUCACAGCGGGCCUGGAGCUCAGGCAGUGCCGGCGGAGGAGGGAUGUGCAGUGACUCAGAGAGUGCUGGGGGAAGCAGCGAGUCUCGCUCCAUGGACUCUCCCACAGCCAGUCCAGGGGAUUUCAAACGCAGGCUUCCCAGAACUCCCUCAACUGGUACUAUGUCUUCUGCAGAUGACCUGGAUGAGAGGGAACCCCCUUCCCCAUCAGAUAAUGGUCUCGCUGAGAUGGUGUUGGAAACGGCCAGUUCUCCCGGCCCUUUCCGCAAUGCUCAGAUGUCAAAAGCGGCGCACACCCACAAGUUGCGGAAACUAAGAGCUCCUUCCAAGUGCAGAGAGUGUGACAGUCUGGUGAUGUUCCACGGGGCUGAGUGUGAGGAGUGCUCCUUGGCCUGUCACAAGAAAUGCCUGGAGACUCUUGCCAUUCAGUGUGGUCAUAAGAAGCUCCAGGGUAGACUGCACCUGUUUGGGAUUGACUUCGCCCAAGUAGCUAAGAACAGUCCUGACGGCAUCCCCUUCAUCAUCAAAAAAUGCACCUCGGAAAUCGAGAGCCGUGCCCUGAACAUUAAGGGCAUUUAUCGGGUGAAUGGGGCAAAGUCUCGUGUGGAAAAGCUGUGCCAGGCCUUUGAGAACGGAAAGGACUUAGUAGAGCUUUCUGACCUCCACCCACAUGACAUAAGCAACGUGCUCAAGCUUUACCUAAGACAGUUGCCAGAGCCAUUGAUUCUGUAUCGGUAUUAUAAUGAUGUCAUUGGGCUGGCAAAAGAGACUCAGAACCUGGAUGAGACUGACUCGGCUAAAGAGAAAUCAACAGGGGAGCAGCUGUGCCUCAGCAUUGAGCUUAAAAGAGUUCUCUUCAAAAUUAGAGACCUCCUUCGCCAACUUCCUGGAGCUCAUUACAAAACCCUGCAGUUCCUCAUCACACAUCUGCACAGAGUAACAGAGCAAUCUGAGGAGAACAAGAUGACAGCUAGUAACCUGGGUAUCAUCUUCGGUCCCACGCUCAUCAAGCCCAGGCAGUUGGAUGCAGAAGUGUCGCUGUCCUCUUUGGUUGACUACCCUCACCAGGCCCGCAUGGUGGAGCUGCUCAUCAAUUACCACCAAAUGAUCUUUGAUGUCCCCCUCAGCCCGGUUUCUCCCACCAGUCCUACAGCAUCACAGGCUUCCAUUGUGCCCAACAUCCAGGACAAAGAGCCAAAACUCAGCCGUCACUCCCGAUCUCUCAUGGAUAUCAAAGAGAGUGCAAAAAUUUACAAGAGACACUCGUCUGUGAUUACCUCUGCACAGCUUGUGGAGGAAGUUAAGGAAAUGAAGACAGGGGAUGAUAGAGCACAAACACCUGCAGGUGAGGGUUCAGAUAUCAAUGGGGUUGACUCAGCUCCUGUGGACAUGCAGAAGUCCACAUCUGUGUUCAGCCGGCCCAGUGCCAGCAGCCGAUUGGUGCAGCUGCGACCCCAGCGCUCCAAGCCGGUGUCUCGACCCAUCAGCAUGCCUGUGGACCGACUGCUCAAUGAGGUCAACAGCCGCAACACUGUGGAGCAUGAACACUCGCCUGCCGCCAUUCAGGAGACCACCGAACCGGAGAAACCUUCGACGCCACGACUCUCAAACUAUUACAGGAACCCCUUAAUCGACACUCAGACGCUGAGGAGGACCUGGGACAGACAGUACAGACAUUAUGACGUGACACCCAGAACUGCAAUGAUAGUGGCCAACCUGCCACCCUCUGGUGUGCCGAAAGCAUCUGAAAUUAGCGUUGUACCCCACAGCAUUGCUACUAGAAAAGAUGGUACAAGCCAGUCCGUCGGGGCUCCGAUAACCUUCCGAGCACCACGGACACUAAAACCCCCUCCUGGAACGUUCUAUAGACCUCCAUCAGGAGCCCAAUUCAGGUCAUUUGACUCACUGGCAAAAACUGUUUCAGCGGCACCAACCACGACCACAGAAGCUGUUUACACAACAGCCAUUACCAUAUUAACAACAGCAGCCUCGUCAAAUGUUGCGACAGUCACCACAGCAGUGACAACCCCCCCCACCACACCAACAACACCGGUGACUGUCGCUCUAACAGCCAAGCCAACUUUUACAACAAUAACAAGCACUGUAUCAGGAGUGGAAGAAGGACUGUCUGAAAGUGACUCUCAAAGCCCCAUCACGCUCUCGCCCCCUCAGUCUCCAGGCUCCAGCGCUGAGGAGCUCAGCCCAACAGAUGCCAAACCCCUCUAUCAGAGACGCAGUCGCCGUAUGCAGGAGCUGGAGCAGCGAGAGGCCCAUUUUGUUUAAAAAAAAAAAAAAAAACACUGGCUCUUGAAAAAGCCAAAUCUGUUGGCUUCUAGGGUUGUCCUCUAGGGCAGUUUUUGUCACGCCUGGUACAGUAUUCUCCUGAUAUGUGACAAAGUGAAUGAUUCCUCCACAGUCCUCACAAGGUCAAUUUUAAUAGUCUAGUAGAUCUGACUACGACUGUAUAUGUAUGUAUCUGUAUGUCUUUUUUGUGCCAUACUGUAUAUAUUAAAUUGUUUUACUAUCCCUUUAAGAAAGGGCAAAAAUAUUACAGGAGAGGUGAAACGUCUCUGUGAAUUAAAUAGCUGUUUGUUAAUGUCCCUUUAAGCUACUGUUUGAGCCGGAAAUAUCAGCAAAGGUCCAAAACAUUUGUGACAUUCACUUAACCGUAAGUGAGCACUCUUUUAUGUUAUUUUUGUAUAUUGUUUCUGAACGUUUAUGCCAAAUGUGUUUCAUAUUCAUUAUCUCCUUCAUUGUGAUAAAAUGGCCAUCCAGAGGUUUCAAGAGACGCUUCUAUAUCAAUAAAUAAUCAGUUAUAUUAAUGUGUUAUUAAAGUCAGAAGUUCUGUGUAAUAAUUGUAUGAACUCAACAGGAGUGUGUAUAGUAUUUUUUGUAAAUGUAUGCCAACCUGUUCAUUGUGAUGCACUUGCUAAGCCUAACCACUGCAUCAUCACUGCCUUCGCAUGAUGUAAUACAGUUACUGCUGGCUGUUUUUUUGUUUGUUUUUUUAGUUUGUCUCUCAGAAACACUUCUGCUCAUGUGUGUUUUAGGCUGCGUAAGUGCAUCUGUUUCUGUUUUAUUUCAGAGUUAUAUAUGCAUUUGUUUUCAUUUUGUACACAUAACCUGCUGCCAUAAACAUAUGAUAAACAUACCAACAAUUCUUGAAGACGUGCAACAUGUUUGCAGAUUAAAUAUUUAGUUCAAACUA